UUGUGCGAAAUCGAUAAGUUGUUUCUUCUCCGUCGGCCAAUUCGUAUCGCAUCAACCAUGUCGUUCAAUUUUGGAAACACAUCAGCGCUCGGUUCAACGAGCACACCGACCAAGCCGGCUUUUGGCAAUUUCUCAUUCGGUGGACAAACCUCUACACCGGCGUUCGGUGCUACUGCGGCGACCGGUGCAGCACCAGCUUUUGGACAAGCAACAGCCACGUCGGCAUUCGGUGCAUCGGCAACACCCGCGUUCGGUGCAACCGCAGCUACACCUGCCACCGGUACGGGUGCCUUCGGAACGUUAGGUUUCGGUGCAUCUACCGGCGCUACCACAGCGUUCGGUGCCGCACCAACCAGUUCCGCACCAUCGUUCGGGUUCGGAACAAACACGGCUACAGCAGCAACACCGGCGUUCGGUGGCUUCGGUACCGCCACGUCUACUGCUGCGACUGGUUUCGGUGGAUUUGGUACGGCCACGGCCACCAGUUCCAGUGCACCAGCAUUCGGUGGCUUCGGUACGGCGACACAACCAUUCGGAACAUCCAUUGCGACCACUUCCGCACCAUCGUUCUUCGGUGGGCUUGGAGCGUCCCAACCGCAAGCUGCUACCGGUUUCGGUGCAUUCGGCACCGGUAGUACCUUUGGUGGGACAACUUUUGGGCAACCGGGAGCCGCCACCGGAGGCUUAAAUUUUGGCCUAUCGGCCUUUGGUCAGCAACAGCAGCAGCAGCAGCAACAGCAGCAGCAGCUUGCUCAAGCCCUUUCACCCGAGGAAGCGUUCGUGCAGUCCGUGUUUAAUGUGUCCAUCUUUGGUGAUGAGCGCGAUACGGUCAUCUCGAAAUGGAACUACCUGCAGGCAAUGCUCGGGACGGGCAAAUCAUUCUACUCGCACAGUGCACCACCAGUGGAGAUUACGCCAUCGAACUUUCUGUGCCGCUUCAAAACGAUGGGCUACAGCAAACUGCCCGGAAAGGACAAUAAAGCUGGGUUGGUGGGGCUGACGGUUAACAAAACGGUGGCACAAAUAAAAGAACAGCAGCAGCAAUUCAUUACCAGCAUGAGUCAAAUCUUCGGCAACAAACCCAACAUUACGAUCGUGGUGGAAAAUGUAAAAUCAAUCAACGACACGAAGGUACAGGUCAUUAUCUACAUCGAAGAAAAAUCCACCAUCUCGAACGAGGUCAAGCGCGUACUUGCGACGGAAGUGGCCGGCUAUCUGAAUCAACCAAUGCCCAAACAACAGCUUUCCCAGCUCGGCAUUGAAUCGGUCGUUGCGUUGGUACUACCGGAGGAAGAUCAGCUAAAGGAGUAUCUCGACAAUCCACCGAAAGGUAUCGAUCCUCGUAUGUGGGAACAGGCAAAGAUCGAUAAUCCCGAUCCGAAGCGAUUCAUUCCCGUUCCGAUGAUUGGUUUUCAGGAUCUUAAAUGGCGCAUCAAGUGUCAGGAAAAUGAAACCGAAAUACACGCAUCCUAUCUCGCCAAGGUGGAGAAAGAGAUUGCCGAGCUGAAGCAGCGCCACAUGAACACGACCGCCAAGAUUGCCGAACAUCGGCGCAACUUUGCCGAGCUGAGCCACCGCAUACUGCGCGUCAUUGUGAAGCAGGAAAGUACCCGCAAGCUAGGAUUGGCCCUAUCGCCGGAAGAGGAAGCGAUUCGGACAAAGUUGGAAAAUAUGCACGCGCUCGUAUCCACCCCGACGCAGUUCCGUGGUCGGUUGAGUGAGCUGCUGUCACAGAUGCGUAUGCAGCGGAACCAGUGGGCCCAUGGGAACUUCCUGAACGAGUACACGCUCGAUAAGGAUGCAACGCAGGAGAUGCAAUCGUUCCUUACAAUGCAGCAGAAGGCGGUAGCGUUUCUGAUCGAUACGAUACACAAGGAUAUGAAAACGCUGAAAAUUAUUAGCGAAGGCAUGACGCAGCUGGUGCAAGGCUAG
This is a messenger RNA of Anopheles maculipalpis, 1932 nucleotides long. RefSeq names its product probable nucleoporin Nup54 (gene Nup54). The transcript has 4 exons. The record is from RefSeq and is a predicted model, not a curated record. Gene Ontology annotation, biological process: nuclear pore organization; NLS-bearing protein import into nucleus; protein localization to nuclear inner membrane. The coding region runs from base 58 to 1932 and encodes 624 amino acids. Lineage: Eukaryota; Metazoa; Arthropoda; Insecta; Diptera; Culicidae. Gene Ontology annotation, cellular component: nuclear pore; nuclear pore central transport channel. Gene Ontology annotation, molecular function: structural constituent of nuclear pore.